AUGGUCCUCCACAACCCCAACAAUUGGCACUGGGUGAACAAGGAUGUCUCCGCCUGGGCCAAGGACUAUCUGAAGGAGAAUCUCUGCAUUCUCUCUGCAGAGGAUAAUGGAGCUACUGCCAAGAUUUCCAAUGUAUUGACAAUGGAUGGCGACGUAGAUGUCAGCCAGAGAAAAGGCAAGGUCAUUACUUUGUUUGAUGUGAAACUCCAGCUCGAGUACGAAGGUAAGACUAAGGACGAGGAGUCUGUUAGUGGCACUAUCACUAUCCCUGAGGUAGCCCACGACACAGAGGAAGAUGAGUAUGUCUUUGAGAUUGAAAACUACUCGGAUUCCUCCGCCAAGCAGCCCGUGAAGGACCUCGUGCGUUCCAAGCUUGUGCCGCAGUUAAGAAAGGCGUUGGCUCAGCUUGCUCCAGCUUUGAUCACUGAGCAUGGAAAAGAUAUUCAACACGCUCCCGGCGUAAAUCCUUCGAAAGGCUUCGCUGCGCCCACUUAUCAUCCUCAAGCCUCCAAGAAGGAAGCCACCGCCUCUCAGACUACCACCACUACAACUUCGAAUAAGGUCGCUGUCAACACUACCACAGUAACUGCUUCGGAUGAAUUCCGCACCACAGGUGAGGAGUUGUUCAAGACCUUCACAGACCCCCAGCGUAUUGCAGCAUUCACCCGUGGAGCCCCUCGCCAGUUCGACGGAGCCCACAUUGGUGGAAAGUUUUCCAUCUUCGAUGGCAAUGUUACCGGAGAAUUCGUCAAGCUUGAGUCACCUAAGCAGCUGGUUCAAAAGUGGCGUCUGGCCCAGUGGCCUGCCGAUCAUUUCAGUACUCUUGAGAUCAACUUCGAUCAGAACGAUAUUGACGGCGUCACUCAAAUGCGUGUGAGCUGGACUGGCGUUCCCAUCGGCCAGGAAGAUGUCACCAAACAGAACUGGGAAGUUUACUAUGUGCGAAGCAUUAAGCAGACCUUUGGAUCUCGCCCAUUUGCUUGGAGACAGCUGCUGAUUACAAUCUUUGUGCUUUUUCUCGGUAUAGGUUUGGCACUAUUCUCUGAUCACGGUAGAUCGAUUUUGGACAAUUUCACGAAAUACAUUUAUUUCAUCUGA
This is a messenger RNA of Aspergillus ochraceoroseus IBT 24754, 1098 nucleotides long. RefSeq names its product AHA1 family protein. Gene Ontology annotation, molecular function: protein-folding chaperone binding; ATPase activator activity. The transcript is spliced from 4 exons. Bases 1 to 1098 code for a protein of 365 amino acids. Gene Ontology annotation, cellular component: cytosol. Gene Ontology annotation, biological process: positive regulation of ATP-dependent activity; protein folding. The record is from RefSeq and is a predicted model, not a curated record. Lineage: Eukaryota; Fungi; Ascomycota; Eurotiomycetes; Eurotiales; Aspergillaceae.